AUGAUGAAGCUCAUCAUCCCUGAUGACUAUUCUCAGGCCAGUGAGUGGGCAGCCUACAUCAGGAACUGCAUCAUCCAGUUUAACCCAGGGCCAGACAAGUACUUCACUCUGGGGCUCCCCACUGGGAGCACCCCACUUGGCUGCUACAAGAAGCUAAUUGAAUACUAUAAGAACAGGGACCUGUCCUUCAAGUAUGUGAAAACCUUCAACAUGGAUGAGUAUGUGGGCCUUACUCAAGACCACCCAGAGAGUUACUGUUCCUUCACAUGGAACAACUUCUUCAAGCAUGUUGACAUCCAUCCAGAAAACACCCAUAUUCUGGAUGGGAAUGCAGCCGACCUGAAGGUGGAGUAUGAUGGCUUUGAAGAGAAGAUCACAGCUGCAGGUAGGAUUGAGCUGUUUGUUGGACACCUUGGCCCUGAUGGACACAUCACCUUCAAUGAAAGGGGCUCCAGUCUGGUGUCCAGGACCCAUGUGAAGACACUGGCCAUGGACACCAUCCUGGCCAAUGCCAGGUUCUUUGAUGGAGAUCUCACCAAGGUGCCCACCAUGGCCCUGAUGGUGGGCAUGGGCACCAUCAUGGAUGCUAGAGAAAUGAUGAUCCUCAUCAUGGGUGCACACAAGGCAUUUGCUCUGUACAAGGCCAUUGAGGAGGAGGUGAGCCACAUGUGGACCAUGUCUGCCUUCCAGCAGCAUCCCCACAGAGUGUGUAUGAUGAGGAUGCCACCCUAG
Molecule: messenger RNA, 732 nt
Organism: Choloepus didactylus (southern two-toed sloth)
Lineage: Eukaryota; Metazoa; Chordata; Mammalia; Pilosa; Megalonychidae
Product: glucosamine-6-phosphate isomerase 1-like
Exons: 1
Coding region: 1-732 (243 amino acids)
Biological process (GO): N-acetylneuraminate catabolic process; D-glucosamine catabolic process; N-acetylglucosamine catabolic process
Cellular component (GO): cytoplasm
Molecular function (GO): identical protein binding; glucosamine-6-phosphate deaminase activity
Source: RefSeq, a predicted model, not a curated record